AUGGUACAGCAGAAGGCGGAGCUGGAGCAGAAGAUCUCAGAGCUGCAGAUAGCAUUGGCGCCGCAGAAUAUGUGGAUGCAAGACGAAAUGGAGCGGAAGGUGGCAGGGCUACAGACCUUAUCGAGCCAGGCGGCAGUGAGGGCGAACAAGGGAAAGGAGCACAUCGAGCAAGAAAACAACGCAGACAAUGAAGACGCGACCGCUGAGCUUCUACCGCUGAAUAGUCACAUCGAGAGCCAGAUGUUCAUGGAGAGCGUGAUAUCCCAGACUUUAGAUGCACUCAACUGGGAAAAGCUGUACAGACGGAUCGAGAAAGCGCAAGAGAGACUGGCGUGGACUGCUGGUCUCGUCGACAAUAUCUCCAAUCGUCGAGUAGCAAACAUCGGCGGGCGCGCCGACACAGAGCGGCUUGCUGUCGCCAAGGGCCUCUUCACAGGCUCUGCAGACAAAGAAGCAUCCGCCUUCCGUCUGCUCAACUCGCCUGCUGGAUACCUUGUCGUGGAGCGCUUCUUCCUUGUGCGAAAGGGAAGGGGUUCAAUUGUUGAUGAGCCGGUUGUUGAUCAAAUUGGUCCACACAUGGAGGGUAUCCUGUUGCUUACCUCUUUUGUCCGUGAUCCCGAUUAUGAUAUCGCAACCUAG
Molecule: messenger RNA, 639 nt
Organism: Heterobasidion irregulare TC 32-1
Lineage: Eukaryota; Fungi; Basidiomycota; Agaricomycetes; Russulales; Bondarzewiaceae
Exons: 3
Coding region: 1-639 (212 amino acids)
Source: RefSeq, a predicted model, not a curated record